CUCUGAGACUCAAAACCCGAUGUCGUCGAUGAAGGGGUUAGUAAGCGGCUGCACACACCGGAGAUUCAUCGUCACGUGGGAAUGAUCACACAGCCACAUCGUGCCAACCACGUCAGCCACGUCAGCCACGGUGACGAUCACGGCCCUCCAACAGCCAGGGGAAGCGACCGCCGCGGACAAGGCCAUCGAACUACUCCCUACCUUACCUACCCUUCUGACUCGGAAAUUGGACGCAGGACCUGACACUCUUCCAUUGAACCUACUGUCACCUUACAUUGCGGCUCAGGUCCACAAGCUCGCCUCAUUGCCGACUCAGUCAACUCAAUCCGCCCUCCCCCGCAUGGUAUACUACGUUAAUGGCACAAGCUCAUUGAUACCUCACAACCCUAUCACAAUGGAUGACUUAAGCGGUCUCAACUGGGCGUCCACCUCGUCCAACAAUGACGCCCGGAAGCCUCCCCCCAUGAGCUCGGGUUCUUUAUUCCAGAAUGUCCGUCGCAGUGAACUAUCUGGCCGAUCCACGCCGUUAUCUGCAUCCUCCGGCCCCUCCGGCCCCUCCAAUCCUCCGUCAAAGUCCGCGACACCGGAUAAAGACAGCUUUGCAAACCUGGUCUCCUUCAAUGCAGCUACCGCCAACAAGAAUCUCUCGCUUCUCGAACGACAAAAGCAACUGGAGGCGGACAGGGCCAGAAAGGAGGCGGAGAAGAGAUCCCACUUCGAAACUCAGUAUGGGGGACAGAACAACCAGUUCUGGGACAGCCUCGAGCGAGGUGGAACCCCGACAGCCUCCGCGCCUUCCACGGCCCCGGGACAGCAGAGCGCAGCCUCGGCCGACGAAGAUGAUAUACUUGCCGCCUUCAAUGCAUCCGCACCUGUAGAUGCCUCCACACACUUUCCUGUACCUAGUGCAAGCCCUGCGCCGCGGGUCGGAGCGGGCUCCUCUCAGGCUAGCCAUAACGGAGCAGGCGCACCGCUGCACGGGGGCAGCAGUAUGGCUUUCCCCGAUGACGACGACGAUCCGUUUGGCCUCAACCAGUUGAAACCCAAGCCCGCGCAACCGUCGCAGCAGCCUCAAGCUGCUAACGAUGAUGACGAUUUCCUCGGUUUGUUGGGUAAGCCAGUCUCCGAGCUCCCUCGGCCAGAGCCUCCCGCCAAACCACCUACGCCCCUGGAAACCGAGCAUGAUGCUCCAUCCCCAAGACCUAGAAGUGGGAUUGACCACGCCAUCGCGGAGCUUGUCGAUAUGGGAUUCCCUGCGGAUAAAGCCAGCCAGGCUCUGCGCAUGACAACAUCUGGUACGGAUGUUCAGGCGGCUGUCGGCUUGCUUCUCACUCAAGCGCAUGAAGAAUCCCGUCAGAAGUCCCGGAAUAGGCCGUCCGGGGGUGACCGCGCCCCCGCCCAUCCUGAGAGAAGCAGAGAACGGAAUGAAAGACCUAGCCGCGAUGUGCCCUCAUGGAUGCAACAAGAGCGGUCCCGUAGCAACAACCGCUCGCCAAUGUCCGCGGAAAAGGACCCGUCUCAAAUCGCAGCCGCAUUUGGAAAUAACCUGUUAAAGACGGCGAACUCUCUGUGGAAGACUGGCAACAAAAAGCUGCAGCAGGUGGUCCAAGACUUCAAUGUGGAUCACGAUCCCAGUCAGCCACGAUGGAUGAGGGAGACAUCCGCUCAUGCUCAUGGCGAACCUUCUGGUGAUCGUCCCCGAGAAGAUCGUUCGCGGACUUCUACGCAGCCCCAGGCACGACCUGAGAACAUGACCGAUGAAGCGUUGUUGCUCGAGUCAGGAGGACCAGUUCGUUCGUCACGAAACCCUGCACGGUCGAAUGAUGGGCCUGCGCCUCGCACGGCCAGCACCAACGUCAGGCGACAACCGUCUCCACCAAGAGAACGGCCUGUACAACAGCCUGUAUUCAUGCGGCAGACACCGAGGGCUGAAAUGAGGGACUCUAGAUCCCGGUUGACCAAGUCUGCUGUGGAGGAGCAGUCGGCGCAGGCUUACGUUAGCCCCGCAAGAAGAAAGCGUCCUGUCGCUCAGUCUCCUGCCCCGGAGCCGAAAGUCGACCUGUUUGAUUCCGCAGCUCCAGCUCCACCGCCGAAGCCGAAGCCCUCACCUGCACCUGCUCAAGCCUCGCGUUCCUCCACACCAUCCAAAACCCUACCCACCCGACCGAAGGCUCCGCCACGAUCAAUCCCUCCAGUGUCGCCACAAGCCCUUUCUUCGACCCAUCGCCAACGAGAAAUCGCCGCGGAUGCUUACAAGCGGGGCGACUAUGGUGCCGCACAUGAAGCCUUCUCCGCAGCUCUGACACCUUUGCCGGACCGACAUCCCAUUACCAUCCUCAUCCGCAGCAAUCGCGCCAUGACGGCCUUGAAGGUGGGUGAGCCCAAGGUGGCAAUCGGAGACGCGGACACCAUGUUGGAGUUGAUUGGCCCAAUGAAGGGUGAAGGCGAGAGCAUCGACCUCUGUAAUGGUGAGGCCGCCAAGCCGAUGAAGGACUUCUUCGGCAAGGCGUUGAUGCGUAAGGCCGAGGCGUUGGAACAGUUAGAGAGAUGGACUGAGGCCGCACAGACCUGGAAGCUGGCGGUCGAAAGUGGACACGGAGGCAGCACCAGUAUUCAAGGUCGCAAUCGCUGCGAAAAGGCCGCCGGUAUCAGCAAGCCCGCCGCCAAGCCCGCCGCGCCUGCCCGACGCCCACCGGCUCCUACGCCGAAGACAGCAUCUGCGCUGGAUGAUCUGCAAGGUUCAUCUGGCGCCUCAUCAGAAGCCGUCACUCGCUUGCGAGCAGCCAACCAGGCUGCCGAGCGCGCCGACGAGGAGAAAUUCGCCCUUUCGGAGAGCGUCGAUGCCAAGCUGGCGGCAUGGAAGGGCGGGAAGCAGGACAACCUCCGGGCCUUGCUGGGCAGUCUGGACAGCGUGCUCUGGCCCGAGGCCGGCUGGAAGAAGGUCAACAUGUCCGAACUCAUCUUGCCCAACAAGGUCAAGAUCCAGUACAUGAAGGGCAUUGCCAAAGUGCAUCCCGAUAAGAUCCCCACAGACGCCACGACAGAGCAGCGGAUGAUCGCCGGGGCAGUCUUCGGCGCCCUGAAUGAUGCUUGGGACAAGUUCAAGAAAGAAAACAACCUCUAAACAAACCGACCAAUCGAUACGAAACGUCGGUUUCUCCCCGACAUUUUCCCAUCGUAUCUUUUCUCAGGAUCGCGUUUUCUUCUUGUCUCCUCGUCAUCCUAGCCUCAGACCCUUUUUUCGAACCCCUGCUUGGGGGGGGGGGCUAAGUGAUCUCAUGCUUUACACACACAUAAAUUCAUAUUCUCCGACUUUCUCCUUGUACUCUGAUGGCUGCUGACGACGUGUGCACAAACGAAGCCCAUGAAUUCUCUUCCCCAUAUUAGCAUUCACAUUUCUCUUGUACAUAGAUAGAACUA
Molecule: messenger RNA, 3420 nt
Organism: Aspergillus japonicus CBS 114.51
Lineage: Eukaryota; Fungi; Ascomycota; Eurotiomycetes; Eurotiales; Aspergillaceae
Product: UBA/TS-N domain protein
Exons: 3
Coding region: 395-3124 (909 amino acids)
Biological process (GO): clathrin-dependent endocytosis; clathrin coat disassembly
Cellular component (GO): vesicle; cytoplasm; intracellular membrane-bounded organelle
Molecular function (GO): clathrin binding
Source: RefSeq, a predicted model, not a curated record